UUACCCAGGGAUGAUCUAUCACUGCCCUGCCAGUACAACAAGACUUACCCACUGACUUCUUCAAGCAAAUAGAUAAACGGAAUCUCUUAUAAAAUCGCAAUUAUCAGUGAUCGGGACACUAACUCUAAAAAUACCAGCCAGCAAUAUUUAUGGCAAAGUAAUCUUAUGAAAGGCAAUUUAACGUGGAUCUCUUCGAAAAAAUUAUCUCUUGCAUGGGAGAAGAACGUCGUGGCACUGACCUCGUAUCUAAAUAUGAAGGGCAGAGGAAUGGAGUUGUCUGAACUAGUGACUUUUGACGGAAGACUAUUAACUUUUGACGACAGAUCUGGAGUGACGUUUUUUUUAGAAGGGGACAAUGUUUAUCCUUGGGUCAUACUCAUGGAUGGCAAUGGAAGGAGUAAAAAAGGUUUUAAAUCUGAGUGGGCUACUGUGAAAGACGAACUACUGUAUGUUGGUAGUAUGGGCAAAGAAUGGACUACUUCCACUGGAGAGUUUGUACACAACGAUCCUAUGUGGGUUAAAGUUAUUUCACCUAAUGGUGAAGUUUAUUCUAGAAAUUGGAAAUCAAACUUCAAACACUUACGAGAAGCCAUAGGUAUUGAAUAUCCAGGCUACAUGAUUCAUGAGUCGGGAGCCUGGAGUGAUGUCCAUAAAAAAUGGUUUUUCCUACCAAGAAGGUGUUCAAAAGAGAAAUAUGAUGAAAAAAUAGACGAAACUAUGGCUUGCAAUGUAUUGCUAAUAGCUGAUGAGAAAUUUGUAAAUAUUAAGGUAGUGUAUGUGGGCUCAUUAGUGCCAAUCAGAGGAUUUUCAAGUUUCAAGUUCCUCCCUGAUUCAAAUGACUCGAUAAUUGUGGCUCUGAAGACUGAAGAAUAUCUAAAUAAAACUGCUACCUACAUAACAGCCUUCAAUAUUGAUGGACAGAUAAUUAUGCCUGAUCUCCAUGUGGCAGACGAAAAGUUUGAAGGCUUAGAAUUUAUAUGA
Messenger RNA from Copidosoma floridanum, 981 nucleotides. Its product is annotated as soluble calcium-activated nucleotidase 1-like. Lineage: Eukaryota; Metazoa; Arthropoda; Insecta; Hymenoptera; Encyrtidae. Gene Ontology annotation, molecular function: calcium ion binding; GDP phosphatase activity; UDP phosphatase activity. Gene Ontology annotation, biological process: proteoglycan biosynthetic process. The record is from RefSeq and is a predicted model, not a curated record.